This is a messenger RNA of Saccharomyces kudriavzevii IFO 1802, 1995 nucleotides long. RefSeq names its product Emp70p (gene EMP70). Lineage: Eukaryota; Fungi; Ascomycota; Saccharomycetes; Saccharomycetales; Saccharomycetaceae. The transcript has a single exon. The record is from RefSeq and is a predicted model, not a curated record. Gene Ontology annotation, biological process: vacuolar transport; protein localization to membrane. Gene Ontology annotation, cellular component: endosome; fungal-type vacuole membrane. The coding region runs from base 1 to 1995 and encodes 664 amino acids.
AUGGCAUACAUACAGCUUUUGUUGCUGUAUUUUUUUGUAUCAGCAACCAAAGCCUUCUACUUACCAGGUGUGGCGCCUACCACUUACAAAGAAAAUGAUGAGAUUCCAUUGCUUGUUAAUCAUCUAACUCCAUCAAUGUAUUACCAACACGAAGAUGAACAAGGUAACAGUGUUUCCGGUGAUAAAGAGAAUUUCUUGUAUUCAUACGACUACUAUUACGAUAGAUUCCAUUUUUGCCGGCCCAAGCACGUUGAAAAGCAACCUGAAUCUUUGGGUUCUGUUAUAUUUGGUGACAGAAUUUACAAUUCUCCAUUCGAAUUGAAUAUGUUACAAGAAAAGGAGUGUGUUCCCUUGUGUAAUACAACUAUCCCAGGUAAUGAUGCUAAAUUCAUUAAUAAGUUGAUUAAAAAUGGAUUCUUCCAAAACUGGCUCAUUGAUGGACUACCGGCUGCCAGAGAGGUUUAUGAUGGCAGAACCAAGACAAACUUUUAUGGCGCUGGCUUUGAACUUGGUGACGUUGAAGUAUCCCAGGGAACCAGGAGUAAAACAGCUCCUAAACAGGCUGAAACCACUAAUGAAGGUUUAGAACUUGGUACCCGUGCCGAAGAUUACAGCAUUGUGGAAACUUUCGAGCAUCCUUACUUUGCUAACCAUUUCGAUAUUAUGAUUGAAUAUCAUGACCGCGGUGGGGGUGAUUAUCGUGUUGUUGGUGUUAUUGUCAACCCACUGUCUAUAAAACGUUCCAUAACAGGUACGUGUGAAACGGAUGCCUCUCCAUUGAUUCUCGAUGAGGAACGCGACAAUGAAGUUUCUUUCACUUAUUCCGUUAAAUUUAAGGAGUCAGCCACUUCUUGGGCUACUAGGUGGGAUAAGUAUUUACAUGUUUAUGACCCUUCAAUUCAGUGGUUUUCUUUGAUUAACUUUUCCUUGGUUGUUGUCUUAUUAUCAUCUGUCGUUAUUCAUUCGUUGCUGCGCGCUUUGAAAAGUGAUUUCGCUCGUUAUAAUGAAUUGAAUCUGGAGGAUGAUUUUCAAGAAGAUUCAGGCUGGAAAUUGAACCAUGGAGAUGUUUUCCGCCCACCAAGUCACUCACUGUUACUCUCGAUUUUAGUUGGUUCAGGAGUUCAAUUAUUUUUGAUGGUAACUUGCAGUAUUUUUUUCGCAGCAUUAGGCUUCCUAUCGCCUAGUUCUAGAGGUUCGUUAGCCACUGUCAUGUUUAUUCUAUAUGCAUUAUUCGGAUUCGUCGGUUCCUAUACAUCCAUGGGUAUCUACAAGUUUUUCAAUGGGCCAUAUUGGAAGGCAAACUUGCUCUUAACCCCACUUUUAGUUCCCGGUGCUAUUUUACUAAUAAUUGUUGCAUUGAACUUUUUCUUAAUGGUCGUUCAUUCUUCUGGGGUGAUUCCAGCAAGAACUUUGUUUUUUAUGGUGUUUUUAUGGUUUUUGUUCUCUAUUCCGUUAUCAUUUGGUGGUUCAUUGAUCGCCAGGAAAAAGUGUGGUUGGGAUGAGCAUCCAACCAAGACAAAUCAAAUUGCAAGACAAAUCCCCUUCCAACCUUGGUAUUUGAAAACCAUACCAGCCACUUUAAUUGCUGGUAUCUUCCCAUUUGGUUCCAUCGCCGUUGAAUUGUACUUCAUAUACACAAGUUUAUGGUUUAAUAAGAUCUUCUACAUGUUUGGAUUUUUAUUUUUCUCUUUCCUAUUACUAACUUUAACAACCUCUCUCGUCACUAUCUUAAUCACUUAUCAUUCAUUAUGUCUCGAAAACUGGAAAUGGCAAUGGAGAGGAUUUAUUGUCGGAGGUGUAGGUUGCGCUCUGUAUGUAUUCAUUCAUUCCAUUCUAUUUACCAAAUUCAAGCUGGGUGGAUUCGUAACCAUCGUCUUGUAUGUCGGUUACUCCUAUGUUAUUUCACUCCUAUGUUGCUUGGUGACCGGGUCAAUUGGUUUUAUUAGCAGCAUGUUCUUUCUCAGAAGGAUUUACUCAUCCAUCAAAGUAGACUAG